AUGUCGGGUUUUGGUUCUUUGCUGGAGUACAAUGAAAUUGUUAGGCAGAUGUUUGGUAAUGAAGAAGAAGGAUUUCAGUUUUAUAACAACUAUGCUAAGGAGAAAGGAUUUAGUGUGAGGAGAAGCUACUGUGAGUGGGACAGUGGCCAUAAUGAGAUUACCCUUCGGAAGUUUGUCUGCAGUCGUGAAGGUUUUCGAGAAGAGAUGGAGCUGAAGAGGGAGAGUAAGAAGCGGAAACCACGGAAUAUUACUCGUGUUGGAUGUCGUGCUAAACUUGUGAUUGCACGAGAUCAGAGCACAGAGCAGUGGUAUGUGAAGGAUUUCAUCGGUGGACACAACCAUCCGAUGGCGGAACCAGACGUUGCUUGUCUGCUGCGUUCACAUAGAAGAAUCAGCGAUGAUCAGAAAGCUGAGAUUUUGGAGAUGCAGAUUUCUGGGAUCCGCAAACACCAGAUAAUGGAUAUUGUGCAAAAGCAGUACGGUGGGUACGAUAAGGUUGGAUAUACAAUGAGGGACCUGUACAAUUUCUGCCAUCGCAAUAAGCUGGAGACAGUUGCCGCUGGUGAUGCUCAAACAGUCAUCAGUUACCUGACAGAAUGCAAACGUAGAGAUCCUGAUUUCUUUUUCCAGUACAAGACUGAUAGGGAAGGGCACCUGAAGGGACUGAUCUGGUGUGACUGUCAAUGUCGGCUUGACUACAGAGCAUUUGGUGAUGUCGUCGUAUUUGAUAGCACGUACAAAACGAACCGAUACAACCUGCCUCUUGUUCCUUUUGUUGGAGUGAAUCACCAUGGCAGUACGGUUCUUUUUGCUUGUGGAAUUGUUGCUCAGGAGACUAUUGAGUCUUAUGUGUGGCUGCUUAGCACAUUAUCUGAUGCCAUGGCUCAGAAGCAUCCGGUUUCCGUGAUCACUGAUGGAGACCUUGCUAUGCAGAGAGCAAUCAGGGUGGUGUGGCCAAAUUCAUCUCAUAGGCUAUGCAUAUGGCAUAUUGAGCAGAACAUUGUGCGUAAUCUGCAUGAUGAUGGUGUCAAGAAUGAUUUUAGGUAUUUCCUUUAUGAUUGUUGCUCCAUAGAAGAGUUAGAGAUGAAAUGGCUAGAAUUCUUGGAUAAGCAUAACGUUACAGAUCAAGAGUCGUGGCUUUAUCAGAUGUAUGAGAGGAGGGAAAUCUGGUGUGCUGCGUAUCAUGCUGGUAAGUGCUAUUUAGGACUGAGGAGCAACCAGCGGAGUGAGAGCCUGAACUCUAGGCUUCAGAGAAAUUCUGAGCCAAUGUUACAACUAGAUGCUUCAACUAUUGAGAAGGAGGCUGCAAAAAUGUUCACACCAGGAGUUUUUGCCAAGGUGCAGUUCAGCAUAAAAGCAGGCAUGAAGUGUUUUAUGAGAGAGCACCUAGAUGGCUAUGAUUUGCAGACAUAUAUUGUUGGAAGGGUGGAUAAAGGAGACAAAGAGUACUUUGUGAAAUGUGAGAUAUGUGUUGAUGAAGGCACUCUGAAGAGAAUUUCUUGUUCUUGUCUUAAGUUACAGUCCCUUGGAACCCCCUGCUCACACAUCUUCUUUGUAUUGGGCUAUCGCGAUGAACGCAAGCUUCCAGAGUGCUGUGUUUUGAAAAGGUGGACAAUGGGAGCCAAGAGUGCAUUUCCUCCUAUAAGGAAGAGCACCAUGUAUGACUAUUCUGAUAGCCUACAGAGGUACCGUGAGCUACGUAAUAUCAGUCACACUGCAUCCUUUGUAGCAUCUCGUUCACCUGAAGCAUAUGAGCGGCUGAAACGUGUUCUGCAUGAGGAAGCUGCUAUGGUCCUGCCUAAUGGAGGAGAGAACGGAGGAAACAAGUUUGGUCCAGUGCUGCCGCAAGCCCAGCAUAUUGAUUCCACAGAGUCCACAAAUGUCUUGGAUCCCAUGCAUGUGCCAGGCAGAGGGGCACCCAAGAAAAAGGUGAAGUCAGUUUCAAAUAAGAAGAAAUCUACGGAAAUAAAGCUCCCUGAGGAUGUGCUCGAUAUAUGA
This is a messenger RNA of Sorghum bicolor (sorghum), 1998 nucleotides long. Its product is annotated as protein FAR1-RELATED SEQUENCE 5. The transcript is spliced from 3 exons. Bases 1 to 1998 code for a protein of 665 amino acids. The record is from RefSeq and is a predicted model, not a curated record. Gene Ontology annotation, molecular function: zinc ion binding. Lineage: Eukaryota; Viridiplantae; Streptophyta; Magnoliopsida; Poales; Poaceae.